Messenger RNA from Pelmatolapia mariae (spotted tilapia), 1780 nucleotides. RefSeq lists its product as uncharacterized. The transcript is spliced from 13 exons. NCBI's taxonomy places the organism in Eukaryota, Metazoa, Chordata, Actinopteri, Cichliformes, Cichlidae. Gene Ontology annotation, molecular function: glutathione transferase activity. Bases 153 to 1514 code for a protein of 453 amino acids. Gene Ontology annotation, biological process: glutathione metabolic process. The record is from RefSeq and is a predicted model, not a curated record.
CCAGCCGUCCAACCCUUGGACUUCAAUAAGUGUUAUAUAACAGCUGAACUUUUAUUUGCGCUUCUCUCUUCGCUUCAGUCACUUCUCCACGAGUGCCGGAAGGUUCGCAGGUUCACGGAUUUAUCAGUCUUGGAAAAAAAUAACCAACAAUCAUGGGUGAUAGAGUUGUGCUGCACUAUUUCAAUGGGAGAGGGAAGAUGGAGUCUAUUCGCUGGCUUUUAACAGUCGCAGAAGUCGAGUUUGAUGAGAAGUUUUUGGACACCCGCGAAGAGUAUUUAAAACUCGUAAAUGAUGGAAAGCUCAUGUUUCAACAGGUGCCAUUGGUGGAAAUCGAUGGCAUGAAGCUCAUUCAGACAAAAGCCAUCUUAAAUUACCUCGCUGAGAAGUACAACAUGCAUGGAAAGGACCUCAAAGACCGUGUCAUGAUCAACAUGUACUCCGAGGGACUGAUUGACCUCAUGGAAAUGAUUAUGGUGCUGCCCUUCAAUCCAGACCCCACAGCCAAACUGGAAGAGAUUGAGAAAAAAGCAAAGGAACGCUACCUUCCUGUGUUUGAAAAGGCUCUGACCGGACCCGUGUACCUGGUGGGAGGCAAACUAAGCCUUGCAGAUGUGCUGCUGGUUGAAUGCACCCUGAUGCUGGAGGAGAAAUUUGCUGGGAUUCUCAAAGAAUUCUCUGCUGUUAAGUCUUUCCAGGGCAGGAUGAUCAGAAUCCCUGCCAUCAACAGGUUUCUGCAGCCAGGCAGUAAGAGGAAGCCACCCCCGGGUGAAAACUAUGCAAAGGCUGUCAUAGAAGUCUUCCAGAUCAAAGCCCUAAAAAACAAAAAGAAAACAGCAACAACAGCCAUGUCUGAAAAACCUGUGCUUUACUAUUUCAAUGGGAGAGGGAAGAUGGAGUCAAUCCGCUGGCUUUUAACUGUUGCAGAAGUCGAGUUUGAUGAAGUGAUUCUGACAACUCGGGAGCAGUAUGAAAAACUCCUUAAUGAUGGGGCGCUCAUGUUUCAACAGGUCCCUUUGGUGGAAAUGGAUGGCAUGAAGCUCAUUCAGACAAAAGCAAUCCUGAAUUACAUCGCAGAGAAGUACAAUCUGCAUGCAAAGGAUCCCAAAGAACGAGUCAUGAUCAACAUGUAUUCUGAGGGAUUGAUAGACCUCAUGGAAAUGAUUAUGAUACUCCCCUUCACCCCAGAUCCCAAACCCAAAUUGGACAACAUUCAAAGCAAAGCGAAGGAGCGAUACCUUCCUGUGUAUGAAAAGGCUCUGACUGGACCCGUGUACCUGGUGGGAGGUAAACUAAGCCUUGCUGAUGUGCUGCUUGUUGAAUGCACCCUGAUGCUGGAGGAGAAAUUUCCAGACAUUUUGAAAGACUUCCCCAAUAUCAAGUCCUUUCAGGGCAGGAUGACACAAAUCCCCGCCAUCAGCAGGUUUCUGCAGCCGGGCAGCAAGAGGAAGCCGCCGCCAGAUGAAAAAUACUUGAAAAAUGUUGUGGAAGUCUUAAACCUCAAGUUGCCACUUUAAGAAAAACGCUACAAAAGAUCUGUUACAUUCCUCAUUAGGCAGCGUGAUUAUGAUCAGUUACAUCUAAAAUCAGUUACAUAUAAAAUCUUAAUUAGUUUAAAGGACAAGCAACACAAUAAGAGUUAAGAGGCAGAUAAUCAUUUACCUGCCUCUUAACUCUUAUUGUUAAGAGGCAGGUAAAUACGUGAAGAUAGACGAGGCACCAACACAACAACAUGGAAAGAACUUCUGUAAUCUUCUUUAGCAAUAAAUACAUUUGACAGAAA